Molecule: messenger RNA, 2413 nt
Organism: Argiope bruennichi
Lineage: Eukaryota; Metazoa; Arthropoda; Arachnida; Araneae; Araneidae
Product: transcriptional repressor scratch 2-like
Exons: 3
Coding region: 964-2034 (356 amino acids)
Biological process (GO): regulation of transcription by RNA polymerase II
Cellular component (GO): nucleus
Molecular function (GO): DNA-binding transcription factor activity, RNA polymerase II-specific; sequence-specific DNA binding
Source: RefSeq, a predicted model, not a curated record
ACCCGUCCAUGCUGUUGCGACCUUGUAGCGCUCGCUAGACCCCACAGGUGCACCCCUGCAGGUCAAUCAGUUGGGUUUUAACUAACUUUAUAAAGGCUAAAAAACAUUCGGUGCUAGUUCCUCAUGAGCUUUAUGUGGUUGUCAUCCAGAAUAUUAAUUCAUUUGAGAUGAUGAAAUAUUUUUCAAUUACAGUUUUAAUUAAUUUGUCUUCAAACAUCGAGUAAUAAAAAGAUGGACAUGACAACACCUGUGACAUUGUCUGAUGUGCGAUUGCUCGAUUUUAUGGCACAAAAGGCGAAAUUAUGCUAAAACUAUUGAUGUGAGAGAAUAUUUUAGAACAAAAAGACAUUAUUAAGAAAACAGGAAAAGGCUAGAAAUGAACAUUAAUAUUUAAAAUUCUUUCUGUUAUAAACUUUUCCUAGACUCUCAUCAUCCUGGCACUUUAUACAAUAACUUUAUUCUGACAUUUCCAAGAGUUAAGUGUGCUGAUUUACUAUUGUAAACAAAAGCACAUGUUCCUGACUUGUUGAUGGAAAGGUGUGAGAUUUUAUGCCAUUUCAGACAUUCUUCAGAAAUUUUAAAAGCAGACACUGUAGACAACACUUUAGAACUCGAAGUGUGAAUGACAGCACUUAUUUGAAUAUUCAUUCAUUCUUUCAUUGCGAAUGAACACACCAUCUGGAAGACAAAUAUUGUGAGCUGCAAUAGAUAACUUUACAACGAAAUAUACAAACUUACGACAUUGCCUUAUAAAUGACCAAAGACUGUUGACGUAAAACUUUUUCAUAAGAAAACUCGCCUUGCUAAAGCAAUAAUAAAAUACAAGUUUUAAACUUCAUCGAUAUACAUAAAAGGAUUUGAAGACAAAUUUUAAUAUCUUUUGAAACUGUGUAUAAACUUUUAUGGACAUUGGAAAUUUCGAGGACAUUUAAAUAAAAGGCCGUCCUCUGCAUCUUAAAGAGCAUGCCUCGGUCAUUCCUCGUGAAGAAAGUGAAGCAUCCCACUGACCAUGCCAACCGGUGGGCAUACCGGGAGCCUUCCAGUCCUUCUGAAGCGGAACCUGCACCACCCUGUCCACCCUCGCCACCAUCUCACCAGUGCCUGAGCGUCCGAUACACAAGUAGUUACAUCCAUGAUGUUCUGCCUCCUUCUAGUCUUCUGGGUUACGAUCGAGGUUGCGACAGAUUCUCAUUUGACAAUUCCAGGGAUGGCGUUUUUGACAAAGAGCUGGACCUCAGCAACCGAACCAGAGAACGAAGUCGAGAUCCGGACGUCAGCGACUCAUCCUCAUUUUGUAGUCGGGUGUCCGAGAGCAGCUUGAGCCCUGGACUUGUUGCACCUUCUGCACCGACGUCACCUGCAAUUCCUUCCACUGUAAGCAGAGUUAGUUCCAAUAGCCUGGAUCCACAAUUUCACGUGUUCACGAAUGGCGUUACUGUCAGUUAUACUUACGACGCCUUCUUCGUUUCCGAUGGCCGCUCCAGACGUCGAAAUGCUUUGGGACUUCCAGAACAGACAACGCGUGACAGACCCCGAUACACAUGCGGGGAAUGUGGCAAACACUACGCGACUUCCUCCAAUCUGUCCAGGCACAAACAGACCCAUCGAAGUCCCGACUCGCAGCAAGCCAAGAAAUGCGAAACCUGCGGCAAAGUGUAUGUUAGCAUGCCAGCACUAGCCAUGCACCUCCUCACACACAACCUCAGCCAUAAGUGCGCUGUCUGCGGAAAGGCCUUCUCCAGACCAUGGCUGCUCCAAGGACACAUGAGGUCACACACCGGUGAGAAACCAUUCGGAUGUGCCCACUGCGGGAAGGCCUUCGCAGACAGGUCAAAUCUACGGGCACACAUGCAAACACACUCGGCCUUCAAACACUAUGCUUGUGCGAGAUGCAACAAGUCCUUUGCCCUCAAGUCUUAUCUCAAUAAGCACUAUGAAUCCUCCUGCCUGAAAGAUCCAGUACUUGGAACUAUUCCCUUGAGCCCACCUCCACAGUCAAUGACGCCCGAUUCGAGAUUGUUGCUGAGAACUUAAAUAGCAGCAUCUGAUUCAUUUCUGAAGUUUAAUGCAGGGAGAUGCUACUGAUUUAUAGUUUAGACUAAAUUCAUUGUUGAAAAACUUCAGGAAAGAGUUCAUCACAGAAAAUAAUGCUCUUUGCCAAUGUUUCAAGAAAUAUCUGAUAAGAACGUAUUGCUGAGAACUUGCUGCUGUUGCUUGCAAAGAGCUCAAAGAAUAUCCAAUAAGAACUUAUUGUUGGAAAUGGGUCAAAGAACAUUUUGCAAGCACUUGUACAUGGAGACGAUGAUUCUUCUGAUUGGUUCAUAAACAUUUUGCAAGCAUUUGUCACUGGAAAUAGUGGUAACUGUCCAUGGUUUUAUAAAAGGUCUGUUAAGCAAUCAUUGGGAAUUAUGCA